Molecule: messenger RNA, 2283 nt
Organism: Helianthus annuus (common sunflower)
Lineage: Eukaryota; Viridiplantae; Streptophyta; Magnoliopsida; Asterales; Asteraceae
Product: phosphatidylinositol 4-kinase gamma 4
Exons: 3
Coding region: 433-2067 (544 amino acids)
Molecular function (GO): protein binding
Source: RefSeq, a predicted model, not a curated record
UAAAAGGCGAGAGACACUCAAAGGCACCGUUGAUACAAAGCAUUAUUCAGGUCAAGACACAACCCAAACUCAACGGCUAUAUUUUCGCCCUCUCACUCCACCAUUUACCGACACUUUCACCGGAAUCAUACAAAUCCCACUGUUUAAUCGGAACAAUCACUCGAACCCCACAACCAAUUCACACACUCUCCGUUCAAUUUCUCAUUUUCCCGUACAAAAUCCACCCAAUUUAACCUCACCAAUUUCUUCAAAUUCGCCAUAAUUUCUCCCCAAUCAGUGUUUCUGAACAGAGUACUCUGUUUUCGGUGUUUUGGUGAAGUUAUUUGGAGAUUUGAGUAUUGAUCAUCUCCAAUUUGAUUAAUAUGUGUGAAAUGUUGUUGUAACACAACAAAAGAUUUGACCUUUUGUGGGAAAAACUGAAAGUUCGAAACAAUGUCAGCAGUUGAUGUUGCGUUGAGUCAGGUUCACAUCGAGUCGGGCUUUAUUCGUAGCGUAAACGACUCGCUUGUGGUGUACCUAACUGUAGCAAGUUCAGUGAUUCCCAUGUGUAUUUUGGAGUCCGAUUCGAUUGCGUCAGUGAAGCUAAAGAUUCAAACAUGUAAAGGGUUUUUAGUGAAGAAACAAAAGUUGGUUUUUGAAGGAAAAGAGUUGUCGAAAAACGGUUGUCGUGUCAAAGACUAUGGUGUUUCAAGUGGGGAUGUUCUUCAUCUGAUUCUUCGAGUUUCCGAUCUUCUUAAGAUCACCGUCGAAACUGCUUUUAAAAAAGACUUUGAGUUUCAGGUUGACCGGUUUAGAACCGUGCGUUAUUUGAAACAAAAGCUAGCGGAAGAAGCGAAAGGGGAUUCGUUUAUAAACGUCGAGGAUCAAGAAAUAUUAUGUGAUGGUCAAAAGCUUGAUGAUCAUAGGCUUAUUGGUGAUAUUUGUAAGAAUCAUGAUGCCAUUGUUCAUUUAGUUGUUCAAAAUUCUUCAUCACGAGUGUCACGAGUCAAGCGGGAAACAAUUUGUAAGAAAUUACCGAACGAUUUCACAUUGCAGCCGGUUAUCGUCAAUCCUAGUUUAAAACUAUCGCCUGUUAUAUGGAGCAUGUUAAACUCCGCAUCUGAUGGGCUAAAACGAUCGAAAAGCCCGAUUAGAUCAGCCGAAGGCACUGGGGGCGCGUACUUCAUGCAACAUCCAUCGGGUAACAAGAACGUUGCGGUUUUUAAACCUGUAGAUGAAGAACCAUUGGCGGUUAAUAACCCUCACAUGCUACCUCCAUCAACAACCGGUGAAGGGCUAAAGAGAGGAACUAAAGUAGGCGAAGGUGCGUUGAGGGAGGUUGCAGCCUACAUAUUAGACCAUCCGUUAACCGGACCGCGUUCAUCAAACAAUGAAACGGAAACCGGUUUUGCCGGUGUGCCACCGACCGUCAUGGCUAGGUGUUUGAGUUCAGAGUUUAAUCAUCCACGAGGGUAUGAUGGCGGGUCCGACAAUGUUAAAGUCGGAUCUUUACAAAUGUUUGUGACAAACUGUGGAAGUUGUGAAGAUAUGGGUCCAAGAGAUUUUCCGGUGGAAGAGGUUCAUAAGAUCACGGUUCUUGAUAUACGAACCGCGAAUGCUGACAGGCACGCGGGGAAUAUAUUGAUGAGCCGAGAAGCGGGUCGGAUUGUGCUGACCCCUAUUGAUCAUGGAUAUUGCUUGCCUGAGAAUUUCAAAGAUUGCACAUUUGAUUGGUUGUAUUGGCCACAAGCGCGUGAACCAUACUUGAAACAAGCUCUUGACUACAUAAGCUCAUUGGAUGCAGAUCAAGACAUAGCACUCUUGAGCGCGUAUGGGUGGGAUCUUUCAUUAGAGUGUGCACGCACGCUGCGCAUCUCCACUAUGCUUUUAAAAAAAGGUGCGGCAAACGGGCUCUCGCCUUUUGACAUAGGUCGAAUCAUGUGCAGAGAAAGGGUAAACAAAGAAUCUAUGAUUGAAAAGAUGGUUCAGAAAGCCCAUGAUUCUAUGCUCGUGGGAAUGAGUGAGGCUGCGUUUCUUGAAACCGUCUCUAAGAUCAUGGAUUUUGAGGUUGAGAAUAUACUCGUUUAGGCCCGUGCAUUUUGAGGGGACGACUCACUUUGUCGUCUCCGGGCCUAAUGUAGUUUUCUUAUGAUGUAUUUGCUUAAUACGAAUAAAAGUGUGAUCAGCAAUGGUGUUUUUUAUGUCUCAUUGCUGAAUUUGUACCUGCUUUCUGAAAAGCUUUUGUUGUGAAUGAUAUGAUAAUUAUUGUGUUUAAGAAAUAACACUUUGUAAAUUUUAGUUUGA